AAAAUUGUAAGAUAUAUCAAAAUUAAUGAUUUGGCAAGAAACUUUGGAUAGAUAAAUAGAUAGAUAUUGUGAAGUGGCAACUUGUUCAAUAAAAAAAUGGCAACGCUACUUUCAUCUUCAUCUCUUCAAUCAAUUCGUCUCUCUUCUUUUACACUCUCUACUUCUCAUUCUCUUCCAUUUUGCACUUUUCAUCGCCACUCUCGAAUUUCACCUUUCAAGGCACUUUCAAUCAACAAGAACCGUACUUUACUUGUGGCCAAGGCAGUGGAAGAUGAAACCCAACAACAAGAACAACUUGUUACUGAAUCUGAAGAGCAGCAGCAACCAACAUCUACCUCGGAGCAACAACCCGUUGUUGUUCCUAUUUCCCCAUCAGAUACUCUCACCAUGCUCUUUCAGGCAGAGGGAACAUUGAAUGAAGCAGCUGUUCCACCUUUGACCAAAGCUUUAGAGGAGACAGAGGGUGUAACCAAUUUGAAGGUUCAUCUAUAUGAGGGACUUGCAACUUUAGAGUUGGAAAAGCAGACAACAAUCCAAGCUACAGGAGUGGCUUCUAGUCUUGUAGAAACCAUACAAGGUUUAGGCUUCAAAUUACAGACAUUAAAUCUAAGUUUUGAUGAUGUAGAAGUUGCAGCUACUUAGACUAUCUACUGAUGUAUGACUAAGAAGAACAACACAGUUUGAGUAAGAAAAUGAAAUUUUGAAUUUGUGGGAGUUUGAUCAUUUUGUAUGAAAUUUGUAUAAAUGGAUACCUUUCCUAAAGUCCUAGUUAAAAGUACAACUCCCAUGCAUUCUAUAACUGAA
Cicer arietinum (chickpea) is the source of this 804-nucleotide messenger RNA. RefSeq lists its product as uncharacterized. The record is from RefSeq and is a predicted model, not a curated record. Lineage: Eukaryota; Viridiplantae; Streptophyta; Magnoliopsida; Fabales; Fabaceae. Gene Ontology annotation, cellular component: chloroplast.